CCCCCUUGCUUAGGCACUCGCCAGCUUCAGUCCGCUCAGACAGCCCAGCAGCCUGGGGAGAUUGAGGGCUGCGAGGGGAGGGUCCGCAAGCCCAGGUGCCCCAUUUCAGGCCCGGAUGCUGCAUGACUUCAUCCUUCCGCCGGCUCUCCUUAUGAUGUAGGGCUCCCUCGGCCCCAGGCUCACAGUGGACUGGGAGAAGGAGGAGAAGGAAGAGAAGAAGGAGGAGGGCUGGCGAGAAGGCGCUGCUCCCAGCUAGACGGCGGGCUGCUCCCCGGCUCCGCUCCGCGUUGCAUACACACACGCACACACGCACACACACACAAGCACGCGCAUACACACGCACAUACAUACGCACACACACGUAGAGACACACACAGAGACACACACGCAACACACCCCACAGUGGUCUUCGCUCAGUCCUCCUGACAGCCAGCCUGCACCAUGUCGGAAAUCCUCCCCUACAGCGAGGACAAGAUGGGCCGCUUCGGCGCCGACCCGGAGGGCUCCGAUCUCUCCUUCAGCUGCCGCCUCCAGGACACCAACUCCUUCUUUGCGGGCAACCAAGCCAAACGGCCCCCUAAGCUGGGCCAGAUCGGCCGGGCCAAGAGAGUGGUGAUCGAGGAUGAUCGGAUAGAUGACGUGCUGAAGGGAAUGGGGGAGAAGCCGCCGUCGGGAGUGUAGACGCGCCGGCUCGGUCCGCGGGCUCCCGUUCCCGCCUCGGAACGGCCCGGAGCGCAGGACGGCGAUGAAGCUGCCGGCGCCCCCGGCCCGGGCUCCCGGCCCAGCCUCAGCCCCAGCGGGCCGGGGCCUCAGGACCCAGCGGCUCCGCCCGGGCCGCCGCCGCUGCUCGCUGCUCCGGAGCUGUCCGCUUCAGCACCAAGGUGGCGGCGCGGCCCGGUCAGGAGCCCCUGUAGCGCCCGGCCCCCGGCCCGCCCCGCUCAUGCACUUUAGGACUCGGGCCGCGGCCCCACCCCGCACACAGAAACGGACACAGAAACGCGUGGCACCUGGUGCCGCGGACAUGUCAUUGUCGCUGCUCAUUCCCCGCGCCCUGUCCCGCACGGCCCCUUCCCUUCGGCCGGCUUGCAAGCUAGGCAGCUAGCCGGACACGGCCCCUCCGUGCCGCCCUUCCCAGGGACGUUUGGCUGCGUCUUGCAUGCAUGAGCUUCCCCUCCGGAGCCCAGCCGGGGGUAUCAUCAUCCCCAGCCCAACCUAGGCACUCCCCCUUCCCUUUCCCUGCGUCUGGCGGGUCCCCCAUCUGCAGCCUCUUUCUAAGGUGUCUCUGCCUUAGCACAUUUGUAUUUUUAUAUCCGAUUCUUUGUUUACUGGAUCUCCUAGAAGCCCCCCCCCCCCACCUUGCUCUGGGCCACAGAUAGUCCGCGCCUGGCGGAUGGUCUCAACCCUUGGGCAAUGACUUCGGGAACCUUUCCCCUUCCCCUUGGUACCCACACGGCCAGUCGGUCCGGAUCCUCGAGAUGAGUCCCGGAGCCCCGCCCCGCCCCCCCAGGUUCAGCCUCAGGAGGGUCCCCAUUGUUUCCCCCCUUGGCCCCCAGUCCCCCCAGUCCCUGGGGAAUGCACUGCCUCUGGGAUGAUGCCAAAGGGGCCCCAGGGAUGCACCGCUGUAAAUGCUCCCCGCCCCCCAACUCCCAUCUUCACUGUACCAGGAGUUCGUGAAUAAACACAGACCUGUACAUA
This is a messenger RNA of Dromiciops gliroides (monito del monte), 1695 nucleotides long. It is a transcript of the gene CAMK2N2, whose product is annotated as calcium/calmodulin dependent protein kinase II inhibitor 2. The transcript is spliced from 2 exons. Bases 442 to 681 code for a protein of 79 amino acids. The record is from RefSeq and is a predicted model, not a curated record. Gene Ontology annotation, molecular function: calcium-dependent protein kinase inhibitor activity; protein kinase binding. Gene Ontology annotation, biological process: negative regulation of protein kinase activity. NCBI's taxonomy places the organism in Eukaryota, Metazoa, Chordata, Mammalia, Microbiotheria, Microbiotheriidae.